AUGAUUAGAGAUUUUGUAUUGCAAUAAACAACAGAGCCAGAGAAGAAAUUUAAUUCUACAGUAUUAAUAGGUAAUUGGUAUGAAGAGAGAUGUGAUCCUAACAGAGAACAAAGCAAAUUUUAUAACGAACGCAAGUUUGCAGAUAACAAUUACUAGAAAUAUACACUCUCUGAAAAUAAAUUCCAAGACACAAGCAACAGCUGGUUAAAUUUCCAAGAAAAUAAACCAGAAGUGAAGAAUGACCAAUUCAUCACUAUGAAUAUGUAAGAAUAUAAAAAGCCAAGUGAAUAAAAGAGAAAUUCUGAACUAAAGCCCUUCAUAGUAAAAAAAUCACACUUUGACAAGAAUCCUCAUGAAUUGGAAGAAUAUAGAGAAAAGUGGACUAAAUCUGCUCAUACUUUUGAUAGAAUGUACUUGGGAACAUAAAAACCUAACUGA
Messenger RNA from Tetrahymena thermophila SB210, 438 nucleotides. RefSeq lists its product as hypothetical. The transcript has 5 exons. Lineage: Eukaryota; Ciliophora; Oligohymenophorea; Hymenostomatida; Tetrahymenidae. The record is from RefSeq and is a predicted model, not a curated record.